Sporothrix brasiliensis 5110 is the source of this 1854-nucleotide messenger RNA. Its product is annotated as alpha-amylase. The record is from RefSeq and is a predicted model, not a curated record. Lineage: Eukaryota; Fungi; Ascomycota; Sordariomycetes; Ophiostomatales; Ophiostomataceae. The transcript has a single exon. The coding region runs from base 1 to 1854 and encodes 617 amino acids. Gene Ontology annotation, molecular function: starch binding; calcium ion binding; alpha-amylase activity. Gene Ontology annotation, biological process: carbohydrate catabolic process.
AUGAAAUUCUCCAUUGCGUCCCUUCUCUUGCUGGGUCUCUUCCGUGGCGCCGCUGGCCUGUCGCCGGCCGAAUGGCGCCAGCAGUCCAUCUAUUUUCUGCUGACGGACCGGUUCGCGCGCACCGACCAGAGCACGACGGCGGCGUGCGACACGAGCGCCCGCGUCUACUGCGGCGGCAGCUGGCAGGGCGUGGUCAGCCAGCUGGACUACAUCCAGGGCAUGGGCUUCACGGCGGUGUGGAUCACGCCCGUGACGGGGCAGUUCUACGAGGACACGGGCGACGGCACGUCGUACCACGGCUACUGGCAGCAGGACAUUUACGCGCUCAAUCCCAACUACGGGACCGCCGCCGACCUCAGGGCGCUGUCCGACGCGCUGCACGCGCGCGGCAUGUACCUGAUGGUGGACGUCGUGGCCAACCACAUGGGCUACGACGGGGCCGGCACGGGCGUCGACUACAGCGUGUUCACGCCCUUUGACAGCGCGAGCUACUUCCACGCGUACUGCGAGAUUUCCAACUACGACGACCAGGCCAAUGUCGAGGACUGCUGGCUGGGCGACACCACCGUCGCGCUGCCGGACCUCGACACCACGCUCCCGAGCGUGCAGACGCUGUGGUACGACUGGGUCCGGGGCCUGGUGGCCAACUACACCAUCGACGGCCUGCGCAUCGACACCGUCAAGCACGUCCAGACGUCCUUCUGGCCCGGGUACAACGACGCAGCCGGCGUCUACUGCGUCGGCGAGGUGUUUGACGGCGAUCCGGCCUACACGUGCCCCUACCAGGCGGUGCUGGACGGCGUCCUCAACUACCCGCUGUACUACCCGCUGCUGGCGGCGUUCCAGUCGGCGUCGUCCUCCGGCAUCGGCGCCCUCUACAGCAUGAUCUCCUCCAUUGCUGCCGACUGCGCCGACCCGACGCUGCUGGGCAACUUUGUCGAGAACCACGACAACCCGCGCUUCGCGUCCUACACGAGCGACUAUGCGCUGGCCCAGAACGCGCUCUCGUUCCUGUUCCUGGCCGACGGCAUCCCCAUCGUCUACGCCGGCCAGGAGCAGCACUACAGCGGCGGCGGCGACCCGGCGAACCGCGAGGCGACGUGGCUGUCGGGCUACGCGCAGACGUCGACGCUCUACAAGCACAUUGCCACCACGAACGCCAUCCGCGCGCUGCUCAUCAGCGCCUCGUCCGGCAGCUGGGCCACGACGGCCAACAAGGCCGUCUAUCAAGACAGCACCACCAUCGGCAUGGUCAAGGGCGGCGUGCUGACGGUGCUGAGCAAUCUGGGCGCGUCGGGCGCGUCGUACACGCUGACGGUGACCGGCACGGGCUUGGCGGCCGGCACAGCGCUCGUCGAGCUGUACUCGUGUGCCACCGCGACGGUCAGCAGCUCCGGCAGCGUUGCCGUGCCAAUGGCGUCGGGCCAGCCGCGCGUUCUCGUGCCAGCGUCGUGGGUGAGCAGUGGUAGCCUGUGUGGUGGGACGGGCACCAAGACGACGACGGCAUCGACCACGACCACGGCGAGCUGCACCGCCGCCACGGCCCUCUCCGUCGUUUUUGACGAGCUCGUCGCCACGUCCUACGGCGAAGCCGUGUUCUUGUCUGGCUCCAUUGCGCAGCUCGGCGGCUGGGACACGUCGAGUGCCGUCGCCCUUAGCGCCAGUGCCUAUACGUCGUCUAACCCGCUGUGGGCCACGACCGUCAGCCUGCCGGUGGGAACGACGUUUCAAUACAAGUUUGUCAAGAAGGAGUCGGACGGCAGCGUCGUCUGGGAGAGCGACCCGAACCGGUCGUACACGGUGCCGGCCGGUUGUGCAGGGGGGACUGUGACUGUGUCGACAAGCUGGAGAUAG